Messenger RNA from Ailuropoda melanoleuca (giant panda), 1098 nucleotides. RefSeq lists its product as uncharacterized. The transcript has 2 exons. The coding region runs from base 156 to 821 and encodes 221 amino acids. The record is from RefSeq and is a predicted model, not a curated record. NCBI's taxonomy places the organism in Eukaryota, Metazoa, Chordata, Mammalia, Carnivora, Ursidae.
CCAGGCCGACGAGGGUGGGAUUCGAACCCACGCGUGCAGAACACAAUGGAUUAGCAGUCCAUCGCCUUAACCACUCGGCCACCUCGUCUCGACACGCCGAGACUUCCAAGUACCUUAUUUCAGAGGUUACACUCGAGGACUCCUGGCUGUCUCGAAUGCAAGGACAUUUAGGGGACGGACGGAGACGUCCGGGGGACAUGGAGCUGGCCGGCUCCCACACGAAUGGGCCAAGGGUUGGACUGGAAAACUCGCGAAGGGGAAAAGGCGGGCUCAGCGCUCCCAGGAGGCAGGACAGGGGUCCAGCGGCGACAGCGGCGCCUGGCGGGGGGUCUGGUUCGCGGGCUCAGGCGGCCCGGCCGCCAGGGGCGCAUGCGCGCGGGCGGUGGGCGUGGCCCGGCGGCGCGGGAACCCGUGCGCGCUCAGCACCUGCGCUCCGAGGGCGCCCCCGAGCCGGCCGCGGGCAGGGGCUCCCAGAGCCGGUCCCCCAGGAGCCGCCCGCGAGGGACCUGGCGAGUCCGGACUGCGAAUUCGUGGUAACUUGGACAGUUUGGGAGAUGGGACGACGGGUCUACUCCGCGUCCUCCGCCUCGACGCUGCGGGGAAAACUGCGCCCAGAAGAAGCCUUAACUCGCGGGGCUCCUCUCCCGCGCCUCCGCCUCAGAGGAACCGUAUAUAAGUGUUCUAGAAAUUAUGUGAAAUUCUCUUACCUUCUGAAAUUGCUGUCAUCGAAGUUGAGGUUCACACUAAAAAGACUAAAGCUAAGUAUCGGAGAAGUGCCCCAGCUGGCUUUCAUGCGGAGUCAGCAGCAACAGAGUCUAUAAAAGUUGUGGCACGUGUGGAUGAAGUCCAGUCUGCUUCUGCAAAACAUGGCCCCUCAUUGCCCGACUUUUGCCCUCCUGAUGUCCUUGUAAAAUGACAACUUUAUGCUCCUGAAUCAGAGAAAUUAAUGUGAGUAAACAAGGGUUAUAGACAUGCCUAAGAAUGAAAUUGGACCAUUUCCUUACACCAUACACAAAAAUAAACUCAAAAUGGAUGAAAGACCUCAAUGUGAGACAGGAAUCCAUCAAAAUCCUAGAGGAGAACACAGGCAGUAACCUC